UUCCCUGGUGUUGUAGGUUGUAUCGACGGGACCCAUGUGAGGAUCCAAGCGCCCAACAAAAAUGAGAAUGACUAUGUCAACCGAAAGGGCUUCCAUUCCAUCAAUGUCCAAGCAGUAUGCAACCAUAAAGGUAAAAAAGGAGUAUAUCAUUUUCAAUAAGCAUCCAACAUACAAAUGAUAAAGAACAAAGCAGAAAUAAUACACAUUAUCUGAGGGGGUGGUAGAAGUUCAUGUGCAUGCUCCAAAGAAUAUUUUUUGAAAGUUCUAUUAAUAUUUAAAAAAUUUUAACUCUUCUGGUGAAAAAAUAUUAAUAAUUAGCAAAGUAAUCAACCCUGUAGUAUGUUUUUAUGGUAGGGACCCCAUAAAAGAGUUGACAAUUGACAUGCUUGUCAUCUCACUCAGAUGUUUGAAUUCAAUUAUCUUUGGGCAGAACGUAGAUAAACAUAGGUAAAAAAAAAAAUAGAGCUAAGGGACCGGUCAUUAUAAUUAUUAAUCGCCUGGGGGCACGGAGGAUUUGGGACUAAACAAGGUGAAAUUUAGCUGAUCCCUACUUUGAAUGUUACUCCACUGAAGUAAUCCCCCCUAACAACUUUAGAUGACUUUUGCAAUCCCCCCCAUGUCUUCAUUUUCCAAGCAAAUUUGAGUGGUCCCCCUCUGAAUCCUUCCAAAGUUUUCAGUGAUCCCCCUUUUGUUCUCCUCAAAAUUAAGUGAUCCCUCCACUAAAAUCCUCCCCCCCCCGGCGAUAAAUAAUGACUGGUCCCUUAAGUAGUCUAAAUAUUAUAUUUAUACUACAGUGCCUAGCUUGAGGCCCACAAAAAAUCAGAUAUCUUCGUCCUCUUCAAACAAAAAGAUAUCGAUUGGAAGGAGAGGGGCUCAAAUCCAAAAAACCUAUCAGAAAUCUAUGAAAUUUAACCAUGGAAUUUCUAGAAGGAUGGAGUCUCUAACAAUCAAUAAAAACUCUCAAUACGGGAGGUAUGGAUACUUUAUGGAAUGACACAAUAAAGUACAAAAUUUAUUGUUGAAAUUUCUUUAGGCACGUUUACGAACAUCGUUGCACGAUGGCCUGGUAGCACACUUGACAGCUUCGUAUUUAGCAGUUCAUUGAUUGGUCAGAGGUUUGAGUCUCAGCCCCGCACAUUGGAAGAUGGCUUGCUUCUUGGAGAUAGUGGGUACCCUUGUAAACCAUAUCUCAUGACCCCAUGUCUCAACCAUACAUCUGUAAAUGAGGAAGCAUUCAACCAGGCCCAUAAGCUACAAGGCCUAGGGAGACCAUUGAACAAACCUUUGGAUGGUGGAAGCCAAGGUUUCAUUUGCUUCACUCAGAAGUAAGAAUUAAGCCUGAGAAGGUCUGCCUUAUUAUUGGAGAUUGCGCCAUAUUGCACAACAUUGCAAUACUGAGGAGUGAACCACAGAAUUGCCACCUCCUGCACGAAGACGACCAGCCAGCAAUGGCCCCCCUUCAUGGCCCAGAGAAUGGAAAGGCUGUGACAGAUGACAUUUGCCACACCUUUUUUUAAAAUUCCCCUUUCUCCACCAGAGGUGUAUCUUACGGUGUCAGCAUCUAAAUUCUUUAAAUAACUUUAACAUUAUCAAUAUUGCAAUCUUCUAAAAUGAUGUCAGACUCUCUGUAUGGGUAAUAGCUGCAGAAGUCUAUUUUGUCACACAUUUUCCUUCAAAUCAUCUGAUUUUCAGGCAAAUUGUCGCAUAUCAAGAAUCAUUUUGUGUUCCAGUGCUACUAGUGAGUUUGCCAUCAUUCAACGUCUAACAUUGUCAAACUUGGCUGAAACAUUCAAGCCAUUGUCGCUUUAAGAGGCUGUCCGCGUAAGAACCGAUAAGGCAAAUUUCGGUGUAUCACAGAUUGCCCUGAUUUUUUCAGUGGAAGAUAACUAUCCUAUCACAAGAAGAAAUAUCACAUUUAUUUGGACCAACUCAAUUUUUUCUCUAUUUUACAAGAAGAUUUUCUCGGUCACCUAAAACUGGCCCGUUUGCCGUCAGAAGCGGUGCGAUUAUGCUGAAACUUUAGGGCUCUGUCAAAUCUACCUUACAUUGCCGAAUAAGCUGAUUAUUUUACACACAAAAGUUUUAACUCUGAUUAACAGUGUCAAAGUUUAAUGGUUGCAUUCUGUGGAAAGUUGGCUGAGAUAUGAUUUUUUUAAAAUGAACUUUAAUUUGCUCAGCGGGAAAAGUAAUUUGCAUAACUAGAGCUGAACGGUAAUUUCGCAAAAGUGGCACCUGACCCAGACUCAAGUCUAUGAUAAAUCAGAAGUACUAAGACCAGUCUACUUCUUAAUGCAAUAAAAUUUGUGGGCACUCUUCUCUGCGCGCUGUACAAAGUUAAUGUUCCAAAAUUCGCCAUUUUGACAGCAAAGCUGGAAUUGUAACGGUCCGCAUUUGAUCGACUAAUUUCCACAGUUUUCACGUUUCUAGUUAUCACCAAAUGUCAUUAGACCCUUUAAAUGUUGUACUUUUGAAAACAUGAGGAGAAAACUUGGUAAUCGCUUUUUCUUGUUUUUUUUUCCUUGUAGACGAUCAGAACGCGACUUCAUUCUCCGUAUGCAAAUUACCUUAGAUGCGUCGUUUCAACAAAUUGACAGGAAAUAUAACUGCUUAUAUUUCACAUUGUUAAGGGACCUUAAGGGAAAAAUAUCUCUUCUUUCCAUGGAAAAAAACGACCGAUAUAUGACUUAGAAUCCCCUUAGGUCUGUUUCUUUUAAGGGAAGAAGCAGUAGAAGAAGAUAUGUUUACGCGAAUUAAAAUAAUUUAGUUAUUGUGGCUCGUCACGCAUUCCCCGAGAGUGGCCGUGUAUCGAUCAGUUCUUUUAUCAUAUUACAUUUUUUUUGAAGUGAUAGUUAUUGAUAAUCAUACAAUUUAAUCACUGUUAAUUCCGAUUCUUUACUGCGUGGGAAAUACCGUGCUGUUGUAUUCAUUCAUUCUUCGACCGUCUUAACUGAAGUAUCCCCGGGUGCCACCGUGAGGAUAGGGUUUAAUAUGACAGCCCAUGGUGUAAUAGACAACAGUUAGCUAGAAAGUAGUCACUUGGACACGGCCACUCUUAUUCACGAGCACUAGCACAAUAUUUUCAAUUACAGAAUUAACAGUUAAUAUUCUGGAAAUAGCUCCCAAACAACUUCAGAAAUACCGUGUGACACAACACGACCACACCUGCAAAGUCCUUUAAGCAGCAUACACAUUUCCUAGAUCCCUAGCUAACUAUAGGCUACCUCACAAACUUUAGGGUGGUUAUUAACAGAGCAUUGUGUUUAUCGCCAAUCAACAACAUUUCAGUAAAAAUGAGGAAUGGCAUGCCGAAAAAGGCAUAGUUAUUGUUUACAGUCCGUCUCCUGUUAAAUCCCAAAAGUUUUUGCCGGCUGUUAAUCACACUAAAUUAAGGAUCCCUAUGUUCACUCCUGAGCUGAUGGAGAAAAGCACGUGCAAUCUUGUAUGAAAGACGAAAGUUUGUCAAUUAGGUCUCCUUUUCUUUCCCUGGAUUUGAAUGGUAUUUUAAAGAGACACAAGAUUUUGUUAGCAUUGCCACGUUGAAAUGACUAGGUUGUUCUUCCUUUGACAUUACACACAGGUUGAAAGCUUCUGGUUGAGGGUGUUGUGGUGUCAAUUCAGUCUGUCAAUUCUUCAGCGAUUUCUGCAACAAGGUUUUGCCUUUCGAACUCCUCGUCUUCUUGCAACAGAUCUCUAUGGUCAAGUUCAACUUGUAUACACUUAGGACUAUGUUUGUGUGUUGACUCAAACGGGCAUAGAGUCCAACAUGGGCUGGCAAUAUGUGAGCACGGAAUUGGAACGGGGGUGGGGGAAACUCCCUAUGAUGGCCUAUACGGGAAGGUUCCGCCCGAAAGGAGUAUCUUUUUCCGGCUUCAGGUAUAUGAAAGGGUGGGCAUUUCACUAGAUGAAGUAUAUAAAAGGGCGAGUGCCCUUAUUGCAGCCUUAGCAGCAUCUUUGGCGGUUCGUAAAGAAAAAAGAACUAAGUUUAAGAAUUUAAGGAAAAAGUAGAGGGACUUAAUUUUUCAGAAAUUAAUAUACACGGGAGAAAUUUCACCCCCUUAAGUACAAAUGCUUGUAAAAGUAGACGUGGAACAGUGGGGAGAGAGGGUGGAUGGUAAAGUAGGUUAGAAAUGGAGAGAUGAGAUGGAGCCUUGUUCAAGAGGGUAUAAAUACAAACCAAAAAAAAAAAACAGUAAUCUGUAGGCAUUUUUUGAAGACUUAAUGAAAACGUUAUCAAACAAGAAAAACAGAGAAAUCUUGUCCAAUAAACCUCUCCGGCAAAUGUGUGGACAUGGUUGCUGACUGUUCAAUCGUACUCUUCUCGACCCUUCGGCGUCAAGUUUUUCCAAGUUUCUUGCGACGGAAGGAGCAAAUUGGCUAUAUAAAGUUGAACUGAACACUAAGGUACUUUUAAGCCUCACUAAUUUUUACAAAACCAGAGACAUGUUUUAAACACUGUUUAAGUUCAAAAAAAAUUAUUUUUAUUGCAAGAAUGAAAUACUUUUCAUACACGUGAACGGCACCUCAACCACAAUUACUCCUAGCCUCGUCCACAGGACAUCAGACUUCUUAGAAAAUGGCAGGGGCGGGAAAGCCCUGGGGACGAGGUUGAAUCCUGACUCCGUGUAGAAAGUUCUUUUUUUCCCAUUUAUAAUGUUCUUCAAACAAUCAUCAGAAAACUAUCUUUUACAACACACGGAUUAACAGGUAUUAUAGUAUUUUAAAGGUAAGAAUUGAUUAGGGCAAGAUACACGGCUGUCAAAAAAAUAGAAAUAACAAAAACUAUCUUUGCAAACUCAAAUAAACUGAAACGAACUUCAGCAAACAUCGCAAGAUAAAAUGUUAAAUCCUGUGUUAAAUAGAGAAAUUAGAAUAUCUCUGUACGUUAAGAAAAGUUUUUGCAUGAAGAAGAAAAAAGAAUGAUACUUACGUGAUGGAACAAAACUUUGACUUAUUUCGCUGGCUGAAAUUUACGACAUGUCUUCCUGCCACAGUAGUUAUUUUGCCAGUAUGAUGCAGACUGUGACCGGGGUAUUGACAAGACCUUAGGCUCGAUUUCCGCCGUCUCCCCGUCCGUUGGGUUUCAUUUUCCAGAACAACGGCUUACAAUCUAGCCUAACAAGACCUUGGCGCUCGCAAAAACCUGCCAAGUAGGUGUCUGUGCCUUGGGCAGAUUGUCAUGUUAGUGUUAGCCUGUGUACACACUACCCCCCCUCGGAGAAGGGGCCCCUUCUCCGAUUUUUCUUGAGGGGAGGGGGGUCUGUACACAGGCUAUUUAGUAUCUGUGCCUUGGGCAGAUCGUCAUUUCAGUUUCGAAUACCCACCAAGCCUCGAAUAUGUUUUUGCAACACUUGCUACACUUAGACAAGUGACAGCUGGCUAAGUGCGACGUAAUAUCAUCCAUGCACUCUGUGGCCAACACAUUUUCCUCCACACCCCUACUGGGACAUCACACUGUCUGCGAUCUCGCGGAAGAACUGCUUAAUGAAAUAGCCGAAAAAGCCAUUUUUCACAAUUGAUCUCUUCUUAUUUCAUUGACAUAAUUAUAUUUGAAACUGGCACCUGUUGCAUUAUAAUUCAAUCAGAUUGAAACCAAAACAAGAUCAUCGUUGGAAUUCGGAUGUUAUACCCUAACAAAAACUAAAAAGAUACUCCCUUUUGCGUUUAUUCACUAAAAAAAGGAACUAUUUUUCCCGUUCCAUUCUGCUACCGAUAUACGCUUUAAAGAUCUUUGAAUGAAACUGAAAUUUAUUGCUAGUUUAAGAUAGUUUGGGGCAUUUGUUUUUAAUCAUAGUGCCAUGUACAAAGAUCUGCCUUCUCCUGAUAAGCAAAUAUCAUAAUAAAACUUUCGACGUUAACGCCAUUUUUUCAGGCACACAAAAAAGAGUGCCCAAAAAUUUUCCUGUGCUGACAAGAGGACUUACCUUGCAAGUGAACUCUUAUUUUUUAUUAUUAUCAAUAACUAUCAUUUAAAAAGAAGAUGAUAAUAUUAUAGAAUUGAUCGAAACAACGAGAUUGUUUUCUAAUCGACCACCCCUCUUUAGGAAUGCGUGACACGCCACAAUAAUUGAAUUAUUUUAAGCCACGCAAACAUAUAUCAUGAUAUAUUAUUCAGCUGCUUCUUCCUCGUUUAAAAAAAAAAGAAAAAACAGACCUAAAGGGGAUUCUAAGUCAUGGUUUGUGUUUUUCUGUGGAAAGGAGGGUUAUUUUUCCCCUUAGAAAUGUGAAAUGUAAGGAUUAUAUUUCCUAUCAAUUUGUUGAAACAACGUGUCUAAGGCUAAUUUGCAUACGGAGAUUGAACUCACGUUCAUCGUCGACAAGAAAAAGGCCCAAGGAAAAGCGAUUACCAAGUUUUCUCCUCAUGUCUUCAAACGUUCAACAUUUAAAGGAUCUAAUGACAUUUGGUGAUAACUAGAAACGUGAAAACUGUGGAAAUUAGUCGAUCAGAUGCGGACCCGUUACAAUUCCAGCUUUGCUGUCAAAAUGGCGAAUUUUGGAACAUUAACGGAACUUUGCACGGCAAACAGAGAAGAGUACCCACAAAUUUUAUUGCAUUAAGAAGUAGACUGGUCUUAGUACUUCUGAUUUAUCAUAGACUUGAGUCUGGGUCAGGUGCCACUUUUGCGAAAUUACCGUUCAGCUCUAGUUAUGCAAAUUACUUUUCGUGCUGAGCAAAUUAAAGGUCAUUUUAAAAAAAUCAUAUCUCAGCCAACUUUCCACAGAAUGCAACCAUUAAACUUUGACACUGUUAAUCAGAGUUAAAACCUUUGUGUGUAAAAUAAUCAGCUUAUUCGGCUAUGUAAGGUAGAUUUGACAGAGCCCUAAAGUUUCAGCAUAAUCGAACCACUUCUGACGGCAAACGGGCCAGUUUUAGGUGACCCAGAAAAAAUUCGUACAAUUCUGCCUGUUGUAAAGAUUCCAAAUAGUAACGACUUAUCAGAUCAUAAUAGGUUUCUGGGAAAAUGUCCACCUACCCCUCCCCUAAGCCAACAUUAACACUUACAUUUUGUAAUACCAAUAUAGAUCCUUCCUCUCAGUUUUACAUGGAUAAUAGAAAUGAAAGGAGAAUGCAAGAAACAAAAGACUCAAUUCUACCUGUAAUGCCGGAGAGUAAUUUUUCUUGGAAGAAAUGUAAUUAGUACUGUGUGACCCCCACCCUAGGCCUAUCUCACUCAGGUGAUAUAUAUCUAGUAGCAAUAAGAAAAAUUCUAUAUACAGCUACUAUGCCUGUGAAGCUGCUGUAAAGUAUUUUGUGAUACAAUCUAUUAUUUCGUGUUGCUCAAAUAGCAUCAUUUGGAUUUGUGGAGAAUAUACUAUUCAGUUGAAAGUUCAGUCAAAGGUUCUUUCAAAAGAGGCAAGAAGAUGACAUGUAAUGUGAAAUGGAAAAAAACCUUUCAAUUAUAUAAGUGCUACCCAUAAUGGAAAAUAUAUGCCAAUUAUGAAUUGGGCAAAGUUGUUUUUAAUUUUAUCAUGAAAUGUAAUUGAUAAUAAUAAAACUUAAUUUAAUGCAAUAUAAAAUAAUGGAUCUGAAUCAAAAUGAAAUAUAUUACUAUGUAACUGGUCAAAGAGACAUUUCCAUAACUGGGAUAAACAAGAUUUUGUGUAUGAAAAAAUAUGCUUGAAAUUUAUGUAGAAUCUGAAACAUUUUACAAAACAUUGCAAGCUUAUGUAAAAUCCUAAUAUCAAUAUAAAGUGUUCAUAAAUAAGAAGAAUUUCCAUUCCAAGCUUUGUUUUCAUUAGCUCUAGCAUUUCUUGUGGCAGUUUCAAUGCCUUGUGCUGCUCUUCAAGGACAUCAGCGUGUGAAAUUUGGUGGCAGCGAUGAAUGA
Porites lobata is the source of this 7823-nucleotide messenger RNA. The record is from the annotation of a GenBank genome assembly. NCBI's taxonomy places the organism in Eukaryota, Metazoa, Cnidaria, Anthozoa, Scleractinia, Poritidae.